AUGUCAUCUGUCAGUGAAUCGAGUAACGGAAAGCUGGGAGUUUUUUCUGGGGAUGAAAAAAUGCAACCAAGUUCCUCUAAUGCCAGUGACGGAAUCAAUUCUUUCCAUCCUGGUUACCAAAGUCAGAAUGAAGAUUUCAAUGAUGAACUACUGAAUAUCCACAGAGUAGUUACCAGAGAAUCCCAUUAUAAUGAAGCUAUUGGUACCAAUGACAAUCAAGUCCUUCAGCGUCUUUCAACAUUAUCUAAAACUUUAUCCCAUAUGACUGCUGCAGACAUGAAAUCUUUCAAAAUUGACGAGAAUGAUUUUGAUUUAAAGGCAAUUCUUAAAUUCAUGGCACACAAGAAUGAGGAAAAUGGUAUAAAAACGAAAAACUGUGAAGUUGUUUUCAAAGAUCUAACAAUCACAGGUAAAAACACCUCCGCUUCCGUUGUUAAAGAUGUCACCGAUGUAUUUUUUCCACCAUACGCUUUUAUAAGAAAUAGGAUAGAGGCUAGAAGAAGUGCUUUUGAUUUCAAGAAAUUGCCAAAGACGAGAAAAAUUGUUAAGGAUGCCACUGGCUACUUACUACCUGGUACAAUGACUUUGGUAUUAGGAAGACCUGGUGCUGGUUGCUCUUCAUUUUUGAAAGUUUUAUCAGGAGAAACUAAAACUUAUAUAGGUUACGAAGGUGAAAUAUCUUAUGGAGGAAUUCCAUCUGACGUGAUGUUCAAAGACCAUAAGAACCAGUUGAUUUACAAUCCCGAAUUGGACGUUCAUUUUCCUUACCUAACUGUCGAGGAAACCAUGCAAUUUGCAAUUGGGUGUAAGACGCCAAAUAUUAGGAUCAAUAAUGUUUCAAGGAAAGAAUACAUCAAUACUAUCAAGGACCUAUAUCUCACUUUGUUUGGUUUGAAACACGUUGAAAAAACGUUGGUUGGUAAUGAUUUUGUCAGAGGUAUUUCAGGUGGUCAAAGAAAAAGGGUUUCCAUUGCAGAAGCCAUGGUAACAAAAGGUACUGUUUUCUGUUUUGAUAACGCUACAAGAGGUUUGGAUGCAUCGACCGCCCUAGAAUUUGCAGAAUCAUUAAGAACAUCGACAAACAUCACUGAAACAACUUCUGUUGUUACCAUUUAUCAAGCGUCUGAGAAUAUAUACAAACUUUUCGAUUAUGUUACUGUUCUGUAUCUUGGUCGUCAAGUUUAUUUUGGUCCUAUUGAUCAAGCCGUUGACUUUUUUUACAGAAUGGGUUAUGAGAAACCUUCGAGACAGACUACACCGGAGUUUUUGACCGCAGUGACUGAUCCUCUAGCCAGAAAUAUCAGAGCUGGAUUCAAGCAAUCAGAAAUUCCACAAACCGCUGAUGAAUUCGAACAGUACUGGAAAAAUUCCCCUGAGUAUGCUGAUUUGGUUCGUACUGUGGAUUCAAAACUUCAAUCUGCAAAUGGAAGUGAAACUAACCAAAAUUUCAAGGAUGUGGCAGUUGCUGAAAAACAGAAAUGGACUUCUUCAAAAUCUCCAUACAUAAUCAACUUCGUCGAGCAAUUAAAGUUGUGUUGUGAGAGGAGGUUUCACAAUCUUGUUAACAAUAAAGCCUAUACUUUAACAUUAGUGUCUGCCGCUGUUAUUCAGUCGUUGAUUAUUGGUUCCCUCUAUUACAAUACAACGGAAGAAACAAUCGGUGCUUUUUCGAGAGGUGGUGUUCUUUUCUUCUCAUGCCUUUAUUUUGCUAUUAUGUCCCUCGCUGAAACUGCAGAUUUGUUUAUGGAUAAACCAAUUUUGAAUAAGCAAUUCUGCUACACAAUGUACCGUCCUUCUGCCGAAUUGAUUGCUAAACAAUUAGUCGCUUUCCCAGUCCGUGGUAUAGCUAUUACCUUUUUCUCUUUGAUUAUCUACUUCUUAUCAAAUUUGAAGAGAGAAGCUGGCUCUUUUUUUAUUUAUUACUUAUUUGUCAAUUUGAUUGUGCAGGCUGUUGUUUCAUUAUUUACAUUGCUCGCUUCUCUCAUGCCAGAUCUAUCUGCAGCCAAUGGUAUCAAUGGUAUAACCAUGAUGUCAAUGCUUCUUUAUUCUUCAUAUAUGAUUCAAAGACCUUCUAUGUGGUGGUGGUUCAAAUGGUUCUCAUAUUGUAACCCGGUUCUAUAUGCAUUUGAAUCUUUAAUCUUAUCUGAAUUUAGAGGAAAGGUUAUGCCUUGCUCAGAGAGUCAGUUGAUUCCUUCUGGUCCAUCUUACAGCAACGUCAAUUCGCUGGUAAACCAAGUUUGUGGGUUUGUUGGUGCUGCUCCUUCCAAGGAACUAUAUAAUGGCAGAAAUGAUGUCGAUGGUAUGAUUUAUUUGAAAUUAGCAUUUCAGUAUACGUGGGGCCAUAUGUGGAGAAACUUUGGUAUAAUGUUUGCGUUCAUUUUUGGUUACCUUUCGAUUAAUGCUAUUUUAGUCGAAAACUAUAAUCCGAUUGUCGCCUCAUCUGACAAACUACUAUUUAUUCAUGGUGCAAACAUUCCUACCUCACUUUUGGAAGCUAUUGGUGUCACUGAUAACACUGUUGAUCCCGAAAGUAAUGCUGGUAUAAAAGAAAAGUCCGAAGAUGAAAUAAAUGACGAAAUUUCAGAGUCUAGAAGGUCGACCACAAACCUUGAAAAUCAGAAGUUAGGGUCCAGUGAUAUUUUCAUGUGGCAGAAUGUUGACUAUGUUGUUCCUUAUGACGGCGAAGAUAGAAAGUUGCUAGACAAUGUUCAAGGGUACGUUUUGCCAGGUACAUUAACUGCAUUGAUGGGUGAAUCCGGUGCUGGUAAGACUACUUUGUUGAAUGUUCUAUCUAGGCGUGUGGAUGUUGGUGUCGUAAGUGGGGACAUGCUUAUUAAUGGAAAACCGAUUGAUUCCUCCUUUGAAAGGAGAACUGGUUAUGUUCAACAGCAGGACCUUCAUAUCGCAGAAUUGACUGUUAGAGAAUCUUUGAUUUUCAGCGCAAGAUUAAGAAGACCACACACCGUACCAGACAAAGAAAAAAUUGAGUACGUUGAUGAAGUUAUAAAGAUUUUAAACAUGGAGGAAUAUUCAGAUUCCAUUACAGGCGAAUCUGGUUAUGGUUUGAAUGUUGAACAGAGAAAGAAAUUAUCUAUCGCCACGGAAAUGGUUGCAAAACCAUCAUUAUUGUUAUUUUUGGAUGAACCUACGUCUGGUCUAGAUUCUCAGUCUUCAUGGGCUAUUGUCCAAGUUUUAAAGGAUUUGGCACGUGCCGGCCAAGCUAUUUUGUGUACUAUCCACCAGCCGUCGGCAACAUUGUUUGAAGAGUUCGACAAGUUGUUACUUUUGAGGAGAGGUGGUCAGACUGUUUACUUUGGUGAUAUUGGUAAAAAUUCAGAAACUCUGUUGAACUAUUUUGAACAGCAAGGAGCAAGAAAAUGUUCGCCAACCGAAAACCCUGCAGAGUAUAUCCUAGAAGCAAUCGGUGCCGGUUCCAUCUCUGCUACCGAAGAUUGGAAUGAAAAAUGGCUUCAAUCUGAACAGUGUGCUGCUGUCACUCAAGAAAUUGCCAACCUUAUUGCUGAAACAUCGAAGUUGCCUGCAUCUGACAACUCCGAACUUACCUCAAAGUUUGCUGCUCCCUAUGUCGUCCAGUUUCGUGAAGUCUUCAAAAGAACCUUUUUGCAAUUUUACAGAAGUUUACCUUAUAUCAUGGCAAAGUUUAUGUUGUUUCUAAUCGGUGGUUUGCUAACUGGUUUUUCGUUCUGGAACAGUAAGCAUAGUGUAGUGGGUAUGCAAAAUGUCAUGUUUGCCUGUUUUCAAGCGGUUGUUGUUGCUGCCCCAUUAAUCAACCAAAUCCAGGAGAAGGCCAUUGCGUCUCGAGAAUUGUAUGAGGUUAGAGAAUCCAAAUCUAAUACUUUCCACUGGUCCUUGUUAAUGAUAUGCCAAUACUUGACAGAAAUUCCAUUCUCCAUUAUAUUUUCUACGAUUUACUUUAUUUGCUGGUACUUUCCGAUUCAAUUGGAUAAUUCAGCUGCUAGAUGUGGUAUGUGGUGGUUCACUUAUUGUAUCUUCUUCCAGCUGUAUUACGUUUCAUUAGGGCUUGCAAUUGUUUAUUCAUCCCCUGAUUUGCCAUCUGCCAAUGUUCUUACAGGUUUAGCUUUGAAUUUUAUUAUUUCUUUCUGUGGUGUCGUUCAAACACCAAAACUAAUGCCUGGGUUCUGGAAGUUUAUGUGGAGGCUUUCACCUUUCACGUAUUUCAUGGAUAACUUUUUGUCUCUUGGACUACACGAACGUGUAGUCGAAUGCUCCAAACAAGAAUACAAUUACUUACAACCUCCAAGUGGAUCAACGUGUGGCGAUUAUUUAGCAAACUACUUCGAAACGAACAAUGGUUACGUUAAUAAUCCAAAUGCAACCUCUGAUUGUGCCGUCUGUCUAUACAGAGUAGGAGAUGAAUAUUUGAAGAGUGUUGGAAUGUCGUAUAGCCAUAGAUGGAGAAAUGUUGGUUUCUACUGUGUCUACAUUGGAUUUAAUGUUUGUGCAAUGGCUGGUCUUUAUUACAUCCUAAGAGUAAGAAAGAUGAACGUUACUAGUCCUUUUGUUUCACUAGCAAAGAGGUUCCAAAAAAAAUAA
Molecule: messenger RNA, 4575 nt
Organism: Pichia kudriavzevii
Lineage: Eukaryota; Fungi; Ascomycota; Pichiomycetes; Pichiales; Pichiaceae
Exons: 1
Coding region: 1-4575 (1524 amino acids)
Biological process (GO): transmembrane transport
Cellular component (GO): membrane
Molecular function (GO): ATP hydrolysis activity; ABC-type transporter activity; ATP binding
Source: RefSeq, a predicted model, not a curated record